GAACUCGGGGAGAUGAUUCUAGGAAAAUGUCGUUAUUUUUGUUAUUAACUAAAAAGCGAAAUAUGUGUUAAUCUUGUUGUAACAAAUACAUAAGAUACAUUUCAAUUCAAGGAACCAAUUUACGCCUAGAGGUAAAUUGUUUUGGAACAUGUUUGUUCCUGACGCGGCAUCAUACCUCAGUGGGAGCGACUUGGCAUUAUGACGUGCACUGUGACGUUUUUUUUGCUACCAGGAAACGAAUGUAAACAAUCGGAAGAGAAACGCGAAAGCAUUCGCAUAAUUCUACAAAAAAAAUCUCUCGAUGCUGGGUGCUAAAUACGAUUUUGCAGCACUGGGCGAAAUGGGGUUAGCUGGAAUAUAUGAUUGCCAAUUCUAGAAAAGGUUUAACGCAGUAGCUAGGACUGAGGCAGGCUAAUCGCUCGAUAAACCGACACACAUCCACUUCGGGGUGCAGAGAAUUUGCAACAAGCUGAUGACAUGUCGGCAGACUGUUCUUCUGCCAACCAGGAAGAACCUAAUGCUGUUGUUGGAAACAUAUUGGUGCAGUUAUAGGUCCAGGCAUGUUUGCCAUAAGGGCACCUGAGGAGGAGUCCUCAGAGAUGGUGGAGGAGAUGGACACGUCAGAGGCUGUCUGGUGCUGGUAUUACCUAGCUGAAUGUGGAGUGUGGCACAUGUUUGAGAUUGAUCCAAGUGCUGCAUGCUCUGUGACCAGUGAGCAGAUAGAACAGAAUUACAGCAGGAAUCAACACGGUGUCAUGGAGUUUUACACCGCCAAGUACACCUACAGACUGGACUUCUCAGUCAUGAAGCAGAUCAAUGUCACAACCGGGAAACAACGGCCAAUCAAACGGGCAUUCCACUCUGCCACUGGCUUUAGGUUCAUUUGUGAUAAUCUGGCCCUGCCGGUGCCCUGCCACUGGGAGAGAAUAAAUACAGACGAGCCUUAUCAGCUCGUCUCAUUGGCCAGAGAUACUUAUGAAUUCAAGGAAGUGGUCAGACUCUAUGAAAGGACCAUGUGUCACCCUAUCAAAUCUAUUCAGAGGAUACAGAACCUGGAUCUGUGGGAGUUCUUUUGCAGGAAAAAACAACAAUUGCGCAAGAUAAAGCGAGUUGUGGACAUUGAGGAGAAAAUGUUAUUUCAUGGCACAGGCCACAGCAACGUGCAGGCUAUAUGCACAUAUAACUUUGACUGGCGGCUAACUGGGAGCCAUGGGGACGUCUAUGGCAGAGGGAGUUAUUUCGCCCGAGACGCGAAGUAUUCUAGCAAAUUCUGCCUUACGACGGGGAAACAUAACUUUGCCUUGCAGAAGCACGGACUAGCCCCGCCGAUAUUUUCAAGCGAGCCUCCAUAUAAGACCAUGUUCCUGGCCAGAGUGCUGGUCGGCGAGUCCACGUUAGGCAAUCCGCUGUUCUGCCGACCGCCAUCCAAGGACAUGAGCUACAGCAACUUCUUUGACAGCUGUGUGGACGACCUCGCCAACCCAAAGAUCUACGUCAUCUUCGACUGCAACCAGAUUUACCCAGAGUAUCUCAUUGAGUUCUACUGACGCCUAUGGGGUGAUCAGGGACGUUAUCACACAAUGUACAGGGGUGGAGUUUUUUUCUUCCCAGGACGGGAUUGGGAUUCAGAGACAUCAGGGGAGGGGGUCGAGAGAGGAGGGACUUAAUGGACGCCCAUGAUGACUUCCCGCUGUUUGAUUCAAGGCCUGACUGGGACUUGGAUCAUAAGAUGUGCCUUAAUGGAUUACUAUGGCAGAACAAGGAAGACCAUACAAGAGGACUAUGUUUCUAUAAAAGCUGUAGAGUUCGUAAAGAGUGGUUUGUCUAUUUACUAUGUUUAGAGACUUGUGGGUCGGAGAGGGCGAGAGGUGGCGUCUUUGAGAAACAGAAAAGUAACUGCACACUGUUUGAGCGUUCCCGAAAUGGAUUAGCAAUGUUUCAAGGCAGGAUCACCUUGUGUUGUCGAAACGUUGUGAAUACGUUUCGGGAGCGUUCUAACAGUGUGCAGGUAUUCUUUUUUCUUUUCCUUUGACUGUUUGGGUCCAACAUGACCAUAGUCAAACAAAGCUAAAAAGUGCAACACACUUCUAAUGAGGAUGUAGACUGAAUAACUACUUUGGUGGCCAGGAUGCAAUAACUCACUAUUACAAGUGAAGUCGCCAACAUAAAGUAAACAAAUGUUUGACUUGCCCUACUCCUGUAUACAAGGACCUGAUUUCAUAGAUAGACAUUGAAUAAGUAGGUAUAUCCAAACGUUUGACUGGUACUGUGUAUAAGGGAUAUAUUCAUUGUAACUGUACAGUAAUCUGCUCAUGUAAUAUUUUCUACAUUGUAGAAUAAUAGUGAAGACAUCAAAUCUAUGAAAUAACACAUGGAAUCAUGUAUUAACCAAAUAAGUGUUAAACAAAUCAAAAUAUAUUUUAGAUUAUUCUAAGUAG
This is a messenger RNA of Oncorhynchus gorbuscha (pink salmon), 2438 nucleotides long. Its product is annotated as protein mono-ADP-ribosyltransferase PARP11-like. The transcript has 9 exons. Gene Ontology annotation, molecular function: NAD+ poly-ADP-ribosyltransferase activity. The record is from RefSeq and is a predicted model, not a curated record. NCBI's taxonomy places the organism in Eukaryota, Metazoa, Chordata, Actinopteri, Salmoniformes, Salmonidae. The coding region runs from base 561 to 1547 and encodes 328 amino acids.